AUAUGGCGAUGAUUGCGAUGAUUCAGUAAUUCCUUGAGUUAGUUAGUGUUAAAUCGUCAAGUUUACUUAUGUACAACAAAGAAAAAGAGGAUCAAUGUCAAUUUCCCUCGUGGUUCUCAGAUUUGAGGUUGCUGAUGACCUGCCUUUGCCCCAAGGCUUAGAUUACAGUGCCCCUGGGUUUGUCACAAGUAAAGACAUGUCGGCAUCAGAAGAGGGAAAUUGUACUGGUGGGGAGGAGAAGGAUCCUGCACCCAGCAAUGUCUCUGAAGAAAAGAUGAAAGUUCACAGGGGUGGACGAUAUCCUCAUGAUAUUCACCUUGAAACACUAGCAAGAAAUAGUGAUGCAGCUCAUGGAGAAGAACGAGAGGAAAAAGGGAAAGUGGCAUUCUUCUGUGGAAAUCCUAUGGUGGAGAUCAUCAAGGGAAUUAUACACAUCUAUAAGAACAAUGAGAUGACGUCAUUGUCUGAAGGCGUUAAACGGAGUGAGAUGAUCUGCAUGCUUGCUGUACCAGCCAAGAUGACCUGUAUUGAACUCAUGCAAUUUGUAGCUCCUUCAGAAGAAUUUAUUGAAUGUGUCAAGAUCAUCAGAGAUGCCACACCCAAUCAGUACAUGGUUCUUGUGAAAUUUAGGAGUCAGGAACUGGCUGAUGAAUUCUACAAUACAUUUAAUGGUCAGCCUUACAAUCUCUUAGAGGAAGAGGUUUGUCAUCUAGUCUAUGUUGCUAAAGUGGAAACCAAGAAAUUAUCAGAGGGAGGAAGUCUGCCGUGUGUGGGUUUAACUGAACUGCCGAAGUGCCCAGUCUGUUUGGAGCGGAUGGAUGAAUCUGUUGAAGGCGUUUUAACCAUUCUUUGUAAUCACUCGUUUCACGGAAGCUGUUUGUCUAAAUGGUCUGAUACUACUUGUCCAGUGUGUAGAUAUUGCCAAACUCCACAACCCGUGGACGGGAACAAGUGCUUUGAAUGUGAUUCAAAUGAGAGCCUGUGGAUUUGCCUUAUAUGCGGUCACAUAGGAUGCGGUAGAUAUCUGAGGUCUCACGCCAAGAGACAUUUCCAAGAGACGCAACACACAUAUUCUUUAGAACUGGGAACACAGCGAGUCUGGGACUAUACAGGAGAUAACUUUGUACAUCGUCUGAUCCAGAAUAAGGCUGACGGCAAGCUUGUGGAGUAUGGUUCAGGACAACAGGUUAUGGAUGAAGAAAAAAUGGAUUCUGUCACGCUAGAGUACACAUACUUACUGACGAGUCAACUGGAGAACCAAAGACUUUAUUUCCAAGAAAAAAUUACUCAAAUUGAAAAAGAAGCAGCGGAGCAGGCGAGUUCUAUGGAAGAGCGAACGAAGAAAACACUGGAGGAAUGUAAAAGGUUGGAGUUGAAACUUUCUGAAGCCGAAAAAGAAAAGAAAAAUGUGGACAAAAAGUAUGCACAGGUUGUUACUAGGGUUGGAAAGCUCGUCAGUGAUCUUAAAGAAGAGCAGGAGUUAAACAAGUGUUUGCUAGAAAAUCAAAAGUUGUGGCAAGAGAAGUUGAAACAAACGGAAGAAAAGCUGCUACAAGAAGAGGCAGCUCGGAAACAGGAAGUGAGUGAUCUUCAAGAACAACUAGCAGAUCUAAUGCGUCACUUGGAGACGCAACAAGCAAUAGCGAGCGCACCUGAUGAGACGAGACAGGAGUUGCAAGAUGGUCAAAUUGUUGUGGGCGAGGGAUCGUCUUCCACGCACCAAUCAAAGAAAACUCGACGGAAAAAUAAAACAUAACGCAAUAUGUAAAUAACCGGAAAUGACAUCACACUGACGUCACUAGCGGAAGUAACAACACUAGGACGGACGUCACGCAACUAGAGGAAAAGUCGGUGCCAAAGGAACCGUAGCUGCAAUGGCAUGCUGUUUACUGAAAUAGAAGGGACGCAUAUGUAUUUAUAUCCUGAGAAAGAUCGUUAAAAAGAAGAGUUUUUCGUGAAAGAAGCAUUAUAUGCAGUCCUCACUACAGAGAACUUGAUGAGAACUCUAUCAGAUAGCAGUCCACUGGAGUGUGAGGUGGAAAAUUGAGGCUGGAAAAGACUUAUACUAUCAGAAGAUCUAUACAGUCACGUUUGUGAGUGACAAAGGCGUAGUGGAAGUCAAAAAAAGUUGGUCGUCACGUUAUUGUCCGGGCCGUCCGUUCGUACGUACGUAUGCCACUUACACUGCGCGUGCGCAAAUUUACAAGCUUUCAAGGUCUUGCUCUUAUUCAUAAGAAAGACAGUUACCUCUUUUGGCCUUGAACAAUGUUUAAGAGGCACUGAAGAGAAAAAUCAUGGGGUAGAGAGCCAUAAAACCUUGCUGGUGAAGAAUACCUGGAUAACGGUUCUUCUUUUGAUCGCAAAGACAUGUCGAUCACUAAACUUUCAACUGUGUUUUAAAUACAGAUCGCUGAUUUAAUGCAGCUUUACAAAAUGGUAAUGUACAUUAAAUUCGACUGUUUUGAAGGACUGGUAAAGCUAUAACCGAUACUGAAAUGAAUGCAAAGCCGUCGGUAACUGAACUGUAAAACCACACGUGUUUGAAAUUGUGGACGGGAAGUAGCAACACGAUAACAAACACGAGAUGAAACUAGAUACAAGGAGGCGCUGAUUUAUACAUUAAACUAUGAUACCCCACUUUAAACUCUUUAAUUCCCAUAGUGAUAAAAACAUACACUUGGUCUGGCACUUAAACAGCCGCUUUACACCGGUUUACAAGAUACGUAAGAACAACUGUAUAAUGUGUAUAGAAGCUUAGAGCAACGCGCUGUAGAGUAAGGCGUGGCUUCAGUUACUCUUGGUUAUUUCAAAUAAAAUAAAUUCAAUU
Molecule: messenger RNA, 2827 nt
Organism: Orbicella faveolata
Lineage: Eukaryota; Metazoa; Cnidaria; Anthozoa; Scleractinia; Merulinidae
Product: BRCA1-associated protein-like
Biological process (GO): Ras protein signal transduction; protein ubiquitination
Cellular component (GO): cytoplasm
Molecular function (GO): ubiquitin protein ligase activity; zinc ion binding
Source: RefSeq, a predicted model, not a curated record